AUGCAGCAUGUAUCAGGAUUUGGCUAUCCCACCCCUCCCGCGUCGCCGGUGUACGACAACACAAAGUGUUCGAUCCAACAACCCAUCACGACAGCACCUCACUGCCAGGCACGAUAUGUCCCGCUAACACCAGAGGCGAGACUCGGAAGGUUUCUUGAGGGCAAGUUGCAGUUGCAAACCAUUCUUGGUACUGGCGCAUAUGGCGUCGUGUAUUCCGCAGUGGAUGUCAAGACCGGAGUCCGUUACGCCGUCAAGUGCCUCAGCAAAUUCAACCCAGAUGGAACCCCAUUGGAUCGUCGACAGGUUGCCUUCCAGAACCGAGAGAUUCGUCUGCACUACCUGGCGUCGGCCCACCCUAACGUGGUAUCGAUGCUCAAGAUUGUUGAUGACCCGGAUUGCAUCUAUGUUAUCUUGGAAUAUUGCCCGGAAGGUGACUUGUUCUUCAACAUCACCGAGUGCGGUCAGUAUGUCGGGAACGAUGACCUCGCCAAGAGAGUCUUCCUGCAAGUAUUGGAUGCCGUGGAGCACUGCCAUUCCCUCGGAAUCUACCACAGAGACUUGAAGCCGGAGAACAUUCUCGUUUCGGACCAAGGAUCAACAGUCAAGCUUGCCGAUUUUGGCCUCGCAACCUCAUCCGACCGGUCAGAGGACUACGGAUGCGGCUCAACAUUCUACAUGAGUCCAGAAUGCCUGGACCACUCCGCCCGGAGACCUUUCUACUUCUGCGCACCAAAUGAUGUCUGGAGCCUCGGAGUCAUCUUGGUCAACCUGACCUGCGGACGCAACCCAUGGAAGCAAGCAUCCUUUGAGGAUUCUACUUACAGGGCUUACACCCGAUGCCCGGAAACUCUGAAGAGCAUUCUCCCCGUGUCGGAUGAACUGAACGACAUCUUGGGGAGGAUCUUCACCCGUAACCCGGACCAGAGGAUUACUCUUGCCGAGUUGAAGGCAAGAAUCCAGGCUUGCUCCAUGUUUACCAUCCCGGCGACGCCGACAGCUGUGCUUUCGACUACCCAGGUUCCGCAUGAGCAUACUACCGAAUACGUUACUAGCGAGGACACGAUUGUCGACGACUACGAUAAUACCCUCUCGCCUGCUUCCUCAUCCUCGGACGAAGGAUCUACCUGUUCUUCUGACGAGGGCUCGCUCACCUCAAGUGGCUCGACCAUCGAUGACCUUGAUGAGGACUUCCUUCAGGAACAGCAGGAGACUAUGGCAUGCCAUACCCAAACAUACGAACCAGAGGAUACCGGAGCAACAUACUUCUCCACACAGGACUACAUCCCUCAACAUUACACUGGCCCUGUACCAUCCCAGCUUGCUGGACCUGAGUCAUUCCGUGUCCAGAUGCCUGUACCAACAUCGGCUCCUCUUCAGGCUCAACUGCAAGCGCCCAGCUGUCCAACCAAGUCUUUCGUCCAGUUCUGGUGGGGAGAUGUGUUGAAGUAUGCUCAGCAGGCCCCUGCUAUCCAUCCUCACGUCCCCUUCCACCACCAAGUUCCCAUCUUGUCGCACCCUCAAGGCUGCUACUAG
Messenger RNA from Colletotrichum abscissum, 1533 nucleotides. RefSeq lists its product as uncharacterized. The record is from RefSeq and is a predicted model, not a curated record. Gene Ontology annotation, cellular component: cytoplasm. Gene Ontology annotation, molecular function: ATP binding; protein serine/threonine kinase activity. The coding region runs from base 1 to 1533 and encodes 510 amino acids. Lineage: Eukaryota; Fungi; Ascomycota; Sordariomycetes; Glomerellales; Glomerellaceae. Gene Ontology annotation, biological process: protein phosphorylation; intracellular signal transduction. The transcript has 2 exons.